Molecule: messenger RNA, 3974 nt
Organism: Choloepus didactylus (southern two-toed sloth)
Lineage: Eukaryota; Metazoa; Chordata; Mammalia; Pilosa; Megalonychidae
Gene: CEP85
Product: centrosomal protein 85
Exons: 14
Coding region: 156-2465 (769 amino acids)
Cellular component (GO): centrosome
Source: RefSeq, a predicted model, not a curated record
GUCAGAGCGGCGCGCGGCCUGGCGGGUGUGUAACGGCCGUUAGGCGAACUGAGGGAUCGACCCGUUGCCGUUGGCAGACGUAGUGCCCGUGGUUGGUGUCCCUGAAUGAGGGACUUCGCUGCCCACUUUCGACCCACUUGGCUCAGAUAACUGUGAUGGCUAUGCAGGAGAAAUACCCAAGUGAGAGGAUGUGCCAGGCCAGUUCACCAAGUUCUGGUGUGAUUCAGAAGGGCAGUUCCUUAGAGACUGAAUGGCAGACCCCAGUUAUCUCAGAGGCCUUUCGGAACCACUUCAGCCGCUGUUCAAGUGUCACUGACAGUGGGGACACAGCCAUUGGCACAUCAUGCUCAGACAUUGCAGAGGAUUUUUGCAGCUCAAGUGGCAGCCCUUCUUUCCAGCCCAUCAAAAGCCAUGCAACUAUUCCAACAGCCCAUGUGAUGCCUUCUACUUUGGGGACUUCUCCUGCCAAGCCAAAUUCUACACCUGCUGGACCCACUUCUUCCAAACUCCCUUUGUCAGUGUCGGCUGAAAGUGUGGGAGUGACAAGAAAUGGAGAUCUUGGUGCAAUGAAACGUUCUCCGGGCCUGUCUAGAGAUCUGAUGUAUCUCUGUGGUGCUGCUGGAGAAAAUGGAAUUGAACACUCCUGGUUUCCAGCAGUGGGCCAUGAAAGAGAGGAAGAGAUGAGGAAAUUUGAUAUUCCCAGCAUGGAGUCUACUCUCAAUCAGUCAGGAGUGAUGGAGACACUUUUUUCUGAUCCUCACUACAGAGUUCACUUCCACAACCCAAGAGCUGACACAAAAAAGGAAUUGUACAAAGUGCUACCUGAGGCCAAGAAGGCACCAGGCAGUGGGGUGGUUUGUGAGCGGAAUGGACCACACCUUAGUGGCAAUGGGGUGCUCCCUUUGGGACUCCAGCCUGCCCCUGGCCUCUCCAAACCUCUACCCUCUCAGGUGUGGUUGCCGAGCCCUGACCCAUGGCAUCCCCGUGACCAAUCUUGUGAGCUCAGCACUUGUCGGCAGCAACUGGAGUUGAUCCGUUUACAGAUGGAGCAAAUGCAGCUUCAGAAUGGAGCCAUCUGCCACCAUCCCACUGCUUUUGCUCCUUCACUGCCCAUCUUAGAGCCAGCACAGUGGAUCAGCAUCUUGAACAGUAAUGAACACCUUCUGAAGGAAAAGGAGCUCCUCAUUGACAAGCAGAGGAAACACAUCUCUCAGCUGGAGCAGAAAGUGAGAGAGAGUGAACUACAAGUCCACAGUGCCCUUUUGGGCCGCCCUUCCCCCUUCGGAGAUGUCUGCUUGCUGAGGCUGCAGGAAUUGCAGCGAGAGAACACUUUCUUACGUGCACAAUUUGCGCAGAAGACAGAAGCCUUGAGCAAAGAAAAGAUCGAGCUUGAAAAGAAACUCUCUGCCUCCGAAGUUGAAGUCCAGCUCAUCAGAGAGUCACUCAAAAUGGCAUUGCAGAAGCAUUCAGAGGAGGGGAAGAAACAGGAAGAAAGGGUCAAGGGUCGGGAUAAACACAUCAAUAAUUUGAAAAAGAAAUGCCAGAAGGAAUCAGAGCAGAACCGGGAGAAGCAGCAGCGUAUUGAGACCUUGGAGCGCUACCUGGCUGACCUGCCCACCCUGGAAGAUCAUCAGAAGCAAAACCAGCAGCUUAAGGAUUCUGAAUUGAGGCGCACAGAGCUGCACGAGAGAGUGACCGAACUGGAAAGUUUGUUGGAGGAGACCGAGGCAGCCUGCAGGGAGAAAGAGGCUCAACUGGAAAGCCUGAGACAGAGGGAAGCAGAAUUCUCCUCCACUAGACAUAGCCUGCAAGAUAAGCAGUGUGUGAAGAAGGCCAACGGAGAAGGUCCAGGCCAUCAGGGAGAAGAUCCGAAAAUGGAAAUAGAGUUUUGGCAGAAGGAAUGUGAUUCCCUCCGAAAGAUUGUGGAGAAGCAGCAGCAGAAGAUGGAUCAAUUGCAUUCACAAGUACAGAGCCUAGAGCAGGAAGUGGCCCAAGAAGAAGGAACAAGCCAGGCCCUGAGGGAGGAGGCCCAGCGGAGGGAGACAGCGCUGCAGCAGCUGCGCACAGCUGUGAAGGAGCUUUCAAUACAAAACCAGGACCUGAUUGAGAAGAAUCUGACACUCCAAGAACACCUGCGCCAGGCCCAACCAGAGACUCCACCUUCACCCGAAACAACCCAGCUGGCACUUGAGCUACACCAGGAGUUGGCCAGUUGCCUGCAAGAUCUGCAGGCUGUCUGCAGCAUUGCAACCCAGAGGGCCCAGGGCCAUGACCCCAAUCUCUCCCUGCUCUUGGGCAUUCACUCUGCACAACACCCAGGGACUCAACUAGACCUGCAGAAACUGGAUGUGAUCAGGAGGAAACUAGAGGAAGUUCAACAGCUGCGCCGUGACAUUGAGGACUUAAGGACCACCAUGUCAGACAGAUAUGCCCAGGACAUGGGUGAAAACUGUGUCACACAGUGAGGAAUGCUAGGGAUGGGACAGGACCUGUUUCCCAGUCCUGCAGAUCCCUGCCCUGACAAUCUCUUGCUUACUGUCUGCUGCUAUUCUCAGAGAGAAGAGGGGGAGGUGAGAAUAUGUUGUGGAGCCAAGGACUGAUUAGGGAAUUGUGCCCACCCUGCCCCACACUGGGUUUGCCUUGUUAGAUGUUUGUUCUGUCAUCCUGAUUCACCCUUUGAUGGUGAGUUACUAAUUAACUUUUGGAGAUAACAACUAAGUCAGCCCUAGGCUGCUCACCUCCCUUCUCCAUCCUCUGGGAUCUAUUUGUUUCAUUCCCACUCCACACCUUGGUCUUGCAGAUGCCCAGAUCUCAUUAGACAGGCCUUGAAAGUCUGAGUACCAGUACCAGUGGCCAUUUGAGAAUUCUCAGGUCCAUUGCCAGCUCUCCUAGGAGCCGAGUUGGCUUUCUGGGUUUUCUCAGGCCCAGUCCCACUGUGUCUUCCUCUGGGUUCUUGUUCUCCCAGAAGCCUCAGGGUGUGAUCCAUUUGUUAGCAAAGUUCCCACUAGGGUGGGGGCUCAGGGAUUGUAGCAAGGCCUCCUUAAUCUACCCAACAAGCCGUUUUAAAAGAGACCCUGCUGCCCUCUGCCCCUGGGGCCCUGACCCUAUGGUUAGCACAGUCCUCUUCGUUUUCAGGCCUUCCAGGCAGCUGCCUUCUUGGGCUUUGAGUGCAAGCUCUUCUCUGUGGUUCUGGGGCUUGGGCAGGAUUUUUCUUCAGAAUGCCCUAGGGCAACUGUCAUAAGCUGCUCACUCUCCCUGGGGCUAGGGCCCAGGCCUGGUCGUCAUAGAUGCCCUUGUAUCUGGGGGGAGUCCUUUCCCUUUUCUGGCUCUGGGCUCCUUGAGAGUUCAGAGUACCCAGUGCAGCUCAACUUUAAGUUAUAGCUUUUAGUAUUUUGUGUUGGUUGGUUGGUUUCUGUUUCUUUCGGGCCUUUGGACCCUCUGCUUUCUGGUUUCUCUUGCCUCCUGGUUGAGGGAGCAUCUCACAGUUGUUUUUGUCUGGCUGUUUUGGCAGGCCCCAGGCCUCCUCUAGAUCUGGAGCAGGCAAAGCAGGGGCUGUGCAAGUAUGGGGGGAGCACUAAGCAGUUUAGGAUCCUAGAGUCAGCCACCAUGAGAUUUUUGCUAAGCUUUGGGCCAUCAGGGCAGUGUCCUGGACCUCACUCCUGGGCCUGAAUGAAUGAGGCUCUUUCUUAAGUGUUUUUAUAAGUUUGUGUUUUAUUUAUGGAGUGACUUAUCCCUUCCAUUCAGAGCAGCCCCACCCGCCCAUCCCCUCAGCCUCUGGGCUUCUGCCUCCUAACAGCAGUGCCUCCUAACAGCAGAGCCGCCUGGUUGGUCUCCACCCUGUGUUGGGAGCCCAGCCACUAUACACACGGGUAUUUUUCCUUGUAAAGUUUAUAAACAGUUAUUUGUAUGAAUCUUGGUUAUUUCAACUGGUUUGUAAUGCCUAUUUUGAUUACAAAAUAAAAUAUUUAACAGAC